AUGGAUGAUACUGAAAGUACAACUACAUCAGCCGAUGAGAAUACAGGUAACCUACUCGAUAACCCAACGAGAGACACACUUGCAGAGGGCCUCCUUGGUUUUCUAAAACCCACUGUUGACCAGUUAGACGACAGAGUUAGAGCCACAAGAAUAUCUCAACUAGAAUUGAAGCAACAGAUAGAAUCAUUGAAUGAAGAACUACAGAAUGUCCGUUCUGCACUAAAUGAUCAUCCAGAUCUUGACCCUUAUGUUAAGAAGUUAAUUUCAUGUAAACAUAAAGUGACUGUGGUACUCAACGUCUUACAAGCCUCACAGGACAGAUUAAAUGAAAUUCGCCGGGUAGUAAAUAAGGAGAAACGUGUACGUACAGCUGUAUUACCCGAAGCAGCGCCACAAGAGCCUGAACAGGGCACAAGUGCUGAAGACAGUUUCCUGCUCAUUGAUGCAUUAGAAAAAGAUUUAGAAUAUUUAAAAGCCAAGAACCCUGUUUUCUGCUUAGAAGUUGGUUCAGGCAGUGGUAUUGUAAUAACAGCUUUGGGUAUGGUGUUGCCACAAUGUUUCUGUAUAAGUACAGAUAUUAACAGAAAUGCUUGUGUUAUGUCCAAGGACACAGCAUCAUAUAAUAAGGUUGUUUUGGACGCUUGUAACAUGGAUUUGGCCUGUUUAUUUGUUGAUAAAAUGUUUGAUGUUGUUAUAUUUAACCCGCCGUAUGUUGUGACGGAGAGUGAAGAGUGCAGACGGACCGACAUCACAGCUAGUUGGGCCGGUGGAGUUAAAGGCCGUGAAAUAACUGACAGACUACUUGACAUAAUACCAAAGAAACUUGCCGAUGAUGGGGUCUUUUACCUGCUGCUUGUUCAAGAAAACAUUCCAGAUGAAGUCGUAAAAAUUAUGUCUGGUUAUGGCUACAAGUGCGACAUAGUUAUUAAAAGAAAAGUUAGGAAUGAACAACAAUUAGUUUUAAAGUUCUAUAAUUAA
Messenger RNA from Arctia plantaginis, 978 nucleotides. The record is from the annotation of a GenBank genome assembly. Lineage: Eukaryota; Metazoa; Arthropoda; Insecta; Lepidoptera; Erebidae.